UCGCCACUUCCUGGUAUGCUUUAUCCAAGAGAAAGUGAAUCGCGAGAGCUGAAAACUCUAGACGGUAUGUGGGAUUUCGUUGUAUCCCCAUCGGGAGAUGCACUCAAGGGCUACAAGGAAGCAUGGUUUGCCAACGAUUUAUCCAAGGCAGGAAAAGUAAUGCAAAUGCCAGUUCCUUCGUCCUAUAAUGAUAUCACCACCUCGAGAGAACUCAGGGACCACAUCGGGGCUGUUUGGUAUCAACGAACAUUCUUCGUGCCCCCUUCUUGGCGAGAGCAAAGGGUUUUUGUCAGAUUUGGCUCAGUGAAUUACCUUGCGGAAGUAUGGGUAAAUGGUGGUCUCGUAACCAACCACGAAAUGGGUCAUCUGCCAUUUGAAGCGGAGAUCUCUUCUUAUCUCCUUUACGGUGGUAAAAAUCGCAUUACAGUGGCUGUGGAUAAUACACUGCUGCAAACAAGCGUGCCGCAAGGAAGAAUUAUCGACACUGCCGUCGACAACGGAACUAUACAUACACAAACUUACACUUUCGAUUUCUUCAACUAUGCCGGCAUCCACAGGCCCGUUUUACUGCACACGAAACCGCGUGUAUAUGUCACGGAUAUCACGGUAAGGACCGGGUUAAUUGGUGAUAUAGGUAUUGUGAAAUACAUCAUCCAACCGGCUGGUUUACACGAGCACGAAACUCCAAUCUGCAGAGUAAGCCUGCUCGACGCUGAGGAUUCUCUAGCCAUAAAGGAUCCGGUUUAUGGAUUUUCCGGUACGCUGAAAGUACCAUUCGCAAAACUCUGGUGGCCCAGGGGUAUGAGUCCUAGCCCGGGAUACAUGUACAACCUAGAGGUCACCUUAACCGUGGCGAACGACACCAAAGUAGAUAUCUAUAGACUACCGAUUGGAAUCAGAACGUUGAUCUGGACCAAUACCAGUUUCCUGCUUAACGAUAAACCGGUGUACAUGAGGGGAUUUGGUAGACAUGAAGAUUCAUCUCUAAGAGGACGGGGUUUGGAUUUAGUGACGAUGACUAGGGAUCACGAGUUGUUGCAAUGGGUCGGUGCGAAUGCUUACAGGACAAGCCAUUAUCCUUACAGCGACGAAGUACUCGACUUGGCUGAUCGAUUGGGCUUCCUAAUUAUCAAUGAAUGUCCGUCCGUGGACACAGAAAACUUCUCGCCGAUCCUGCUAGCCCGUCACAAGGACUCGUUAUCGGAGCUUAUACGGAGAGACAAAAAUCGUCCUUCGGUAAUCAUGUGGUCCAUCGCUAACGAGCCAAGAACCCAACUGCCUGAAGCCGGAGAGUAUUUUAAACAAGUCGCCCAUCACACCAAAGCACUCGAUCCUACCAGGCCGGUUACCAUUGCAUUGUCGCGUGCAGUUCAGGAAGAUAAGGCAGGUGAAUAUCUUGAUGUGAUCAGCUUUAACCGCUAUAAUGCUUGGUACAAUAACCCGGGCCGUCUCGAUGCGAUUACGAACAGAGUCAUCGGUGAAGCUGAAGCAUGGCACAGAAAAUAUAAUAAGCCGGUGCUUAUGUCCGAAUACGGUGCUGAUACUAUGCCCGGUUUACACGAGCUUCCCGAAUAUGUAUGGAGUGAAGAAUAUCAAAAAGAAAUAUUUUCAAAACACUUCGAAGCAUUCGACCGAUUGAGGAACGAAGGUUUCUUUAUCGGUGAAUUUAUUUGGAAUUUCGCUGACUUUCGAACAGCUCAAACAUACAUAAGGGUUGGUGGUAAUAAGAAAGGAAUAUUUACAAGAGACAGACAACCAAAAAUGGCAGCUUAUCAUGUCAGAAAAAGAUAUUAUGCCCUUCAAAAAGAACUAGACGGAACAGAGAUACCAACCGAUCUCGAGAAUUAUAUUUCGUUUCGUCAUUCUCAACAUUCAGAGCUUUAA
Messenger RNA from Dufourea novaeangliae, 1884 nucleotides. RefSeq names its product beta-glucuronidase. Gene Ontology annotation, molecular function: carbohydrate binding; beta-glucuronidase activity. Gene Ontology annotation, biological process: carbohydrate metabolic process; glucuronoside catabolic process. The record is from RefSeq and is a predicted model, not a curated record. Bases 16 to 1884 code for a protein of 622 amino acids. NCBI's taxonomy places the organism in Eukaryota, Metazoa, Arthropoda, Insecta, Hymenoptera, Halictidae. The transcript is spliced from 10 exons.